CGCGCCGCGCCGCGCCGCUCGCCACCCGCUAUCCACAGCAGUUUCAGCCAGCCCGCCCGCCCGACUGACUGCCAGUGUCCCACCGCACGCCGAACCGUUUGCACUCAGAAGCGAUCAGGGAGCCCUUCUCUGCCUCCCUACCCUCUGCCACCCCGCUCGUACGCUCUCUCGUCGGCUCUCCAUCGGCACCCCACUUCGCCCUUCUUCGUCACCCACGGUCGCUCUCCCUCGUUUCCCUCGCUGCCGCUCCGACUCUGUCUCCCUUUUUCUCUAGCUUUACACACUCACGCACACACACACGCGCGCAAGUAGUCCUCUCUUUCCCUCUUGAAAUUUUCUCCCUCUCCGUCCGUAGCGCGCGGCGUUUCUUUGCAUCCCACUCUGUCCCGACGAAGCCUCUCCUCGCCCUCCUCUGCCAGUCGAGUUACAUUCGGCGAACGCACGAGCACCGGCUAUCGCUCUCUCUCCGUCUCCCAUCUCCGUCGGCUCGUUCUCCAUCUCGUUUUUCACCCUCUCGCGUCCCGUCCUAUCUAUCCCUCUCUCACCGACGUGUUUAGCCUCCCGCUUGGUCCCUCCUUCACGCCACUCUACGCUCCCUCCACGUUCCGCUCGCGACUCGGCCGUCCUCGUCUCGCUACCACAGCCAGCUGUCCUGCCUCUCCGUUUUCGACUCCUCUCUCGUCUGUCGGUCCCGCUUCUCCCUCUCGCUCUCGGGAGUAACGCCGGUGUGUACUCCCGCUGUCACCUGAUCGCGGGACGCUUUUCGCGGGUGAGAUACCGCUCGGCCACCGAGUCAACCCAGUCUGCCGGCGCUCGCUCUUGCUCCGAUUCUUCCUUUUCGCUGUCCUUCUCUCUCUCUCUCUCUCUUUCCCCCUCUCUGUUUUUCUCACUUAUUCUGUCCGUCUGUCCUCAUUCUGUCUCUCUCUUUCUCUCGCUUGCUCUGUCUUUUACUCCUCCUCCCUCCCCACCCCCGCGUAGCCUUCCUCUACUCUUCCACCGCCGCUCUUCCUCCUGCUGGCCGUCGCCGUCGUGGUCUUCCUUUACUCGCCUCGUUGCCGCGCGACGUCAACAUCGUCAGGCUGGUGGUUACCCGGUGGAAGACGAGAGCCGAGAAAAAAAGGAAAGCGAAGCACAGAAGAAGUGGCCACCACCGAGCGUCCGACGGCGUUCGUCCACGCGAGACCGGGUUGCGAGAACGAUCUCGCGCCUCUUCUUCCUCCUUUCACGGAUCUUCGCCGGCACAUCGGAGUCGUCCGGGGAGAGAGACAGAGAGAGAGAGAGAAAUAGAGAGGGAGGUGACACUUUCGGACAGACACGCGGCACGGAUCUCGCACACUCAGUGGACGCGCGCGGUGGACACGAAAGAAGCCCCGCGUUACGUUGCGGAUCGGUGACAGUGCCAAGAGAGAGAUCUCGUUUUUUUUCCCUCUCUUUUUCCGAUCUCCAUCCGGACUCUUUGUCCCGAAAGCGACUUCGUGAGCGGAGCGCGGAUCUCACGCCGGUCGUUGCCAGUGCAUGAGCGAUCAUGCGUGUGAUUUCGAUGUGACAGUGUGAAGACGACGAUUUUCAAGGGCGCAGCAUCACCUUGCCCGUCGUUUUAUCGCCGUUCCUGAAGGAGAGAAACGCCGAGAGGGGUUUCUUGGACGAUACUCGCGCGGACCAUCGCUGGCCGCGAGUGACUUAUUCAAUAUCGUACGAACAUCUCGCGGUGUUACGAGUGAUCGUGAAUGAUCUCUGUGGUGUGAUCUUGGUGGUGUGCCCCGAAGUGUGCUGGUCCAGUGUCGAUGUACCGGUCGCAGGAUAACGGUGAGCAGAACCCCGACACCUAAAACACGCACAACAUGGCUAGCGCGACGACGAUGGGCCUGCGUCGCAGAGCGCCGGUGAACAACUCGCCGACUCCUUCAAGCCAAUCACUGUCCACGAGCGCGUCGUCGUCGAGCAAGCGUUCGAGAAGCGAGAACAACAACAGCCCGUCCCACGGCAAUCUGAACUCGAUGAAUGGCGGCACUCGUGACGAGCCACCGACGAAGAAGUCCCGCGGGACUUCGACGAGCGGAGGGAAAGGCGGUAGCGCCUCCUGCCCCGCCUCCUCAGCAUCGUCCUCCGUCUCGACGAACACGAGUAUCUCAACCGACAGCCAGAUCUCGAAGAGUCGCGGCACUUCCGUCUCGAGAUCGGCUACUCAGACCAAAUCGUCGUCCACUUCGACGGCUACCAGCACGGCCGCCUCCUCGUCGACGAGCAAUAUAUCGAACAGCUCCGUGCUCUCGACCAGCUGGCCGACCACGUCGAACAUGUCGGACGUGCCGUCGUACGCUUCCGUUACCGGGCUGGGCUUGACGGGCGGACAAACGGCCAGCCUGUGCGCCGGAAGCCUCGGCAUGCCACCUACGCCGAUUCCACCCUACAUGUCGACCUCCAUGGCGACCUUCGUCGGCAACGCCACGAACCUCAGCAAGAGCUCGUCCGUUUCGUACCUCGACAUCUCCAACAUGACCGGUGGUUCGUUGACCGCUUCCGGCGCCGCAAGCUCGUUAAACGGCGGAUACACGGCGAGCGGUACCGCCACGGUGGACGCGAAGAGCGGAAUGGCAAUGUCGUAUUCGGGAAUGUCAUCACCGAAUGUGAACGGCGGCCCGUACGGCGUGCAAAAGGCGCAAGGCCCGAAAGGGGUUGACGGGACCGCCGCUUCGCCGAGGAAAUUUCAAAACGACGCCAUGUUCAACGCUUAUCAGCCGUGGGUGAUCAAGACGUACGGCGAUCUCGCCAAGACCAAGACGAUCACCAUCAAGAAGUACGCCCGUAUCUUGAGGACUUUACGGGGCGAGGAAGUGAACAGCGCCGAGAACAGCAAGUUCCGCUUCUGGGUCAAGAGCAAAGGUUUUCACAUUGGCCAGCCGGAAGGCUACGACGCGAAAGCGGCCGACAGGAUUAUCGGGCGUCACGCUGUCACGAGUCCGGGUCUGGAUCCGCCGCUCUACGUGCCCACGCAGCUGCCGCACAACAAGGCGUUAAAUGGUGCGGAAGGUACGGUCCCACCAGGAAGAGUGUACAAGAAAGUCGCAAUCGUGGAGAAUUUCUUUGACAUCAUCCACGCCGUUCACGUUGAUCUCGAAGGACGUCCUGGGAAGCAUGCCGGUCAGAAGCGCACCUACAGAACGAUUACAGAGACAUACGCAUUCCUACCCCGAGAAGCGGUAACGCGAUUUCUACUGGGUUGCACGGAAUGCCAACGGCGUCCGCGGACGCCUAGUCCGACGAACUUAUCUAAUCAGUCGCAGUCCGUACAGUCAGCGACACUGGGGUCGACGACAACUUCGCUGAGUCCGAAUCCUGGUAGCGCUGCUCUCGCGACCUCCUCGUCGUCGACGACGACGUCUUCGUCGGUGCAAAGUGGCUCUAAGCGCAAUGGCGGCCAACACGCGUCGUCGGAGGGUAAGAACUUGCACAACUACAGGCACCAAAAGCAGCACAAGACCGGCGGUGGUAGUAGCGCCGCCGCGGACUCGAAACUCGACAAAGACAAAGACGAGAAGUACAAUCCGCUGAGUAUCACGAACCUAUUGAAGAAGGAGCCGGUGAAUGGUGGUUAUCUCGCGAGUUCGGACACUUUGCCGGAAUCGAGGAGAACGCCAGAGUCGGACCGGGCGAGCUCGAAGAGCUCGGCGUCGUCAAAGAAAAAACGGAUGCUGCCGGAAGGACGGACACCCUCGCCGCAACCCGGCCAGCCGUUGCCGAGGCCCUGGAGCCCCGGACUAGAUCCCAAGAACACGCCCAUCGAUUACAGCUUACCUAUCACCACCUCGUACCUGAAGCAUCAGCAGAGACUGCUCCAGGAGAAGAACAAGGUGGCCGCCGCCCUCGCGCAAAGGGAAUCCGAAAUAACGGAAUCGAAAACCGCUUCACCCGUCGCGACGCCGCUCAUCGAGGAGACCGAGAGCGCCGAGAAGGAGAGGUUCUCACCGGCUACCGGCUUGAUCGACACGAACCUUAAUCUACUGGCAACCAUCCAACAUCUGCAUUGUCAAGUGAUGCUGGCGCUCACUGAGCGACUGAGACCGUCGUUCACGCCGAGCUCUUUAGUUCUACCAUCGACGUCGCCCAAUGUUCUCACGGGCACGAUGAUGAUGGGCACGGAAGUAUCGGUCCAGACAGGAGAGAAUCAUUCGUGAAUUAAUCAGUAUGAGGAAAAGAUGGGUAGACUGAUUUUCCUCGGAGGUGCGUAAAAAGCAAUGAUUAUCAAGAAGCGAAAAAAAAAAA
Messenger RNA from Temnothorax curvispinosus, 4263 nucleotides. Its product is annotated as serine-rich adhesin for platelets-like. The record is from RefSeq and is a predicted model, not a curated record. NCBI's taxonomy places the organism in Eukaryota, Metazoa, Arthropoda, Insecta, Hymenoptera, Formicidae. Bases 1842 to 4175 code for a protein of 777 amino acids. The transcript is spliced from 4 exons.